This is a messenger RNA of Colletotrichum chrysophilum, 1809 nucleotides long. RefSeq lists its product as uncharacterized. The transcript is spliced from 3 exons. The record is from RefSeq and is a predicted model, not a curated record. The coding region runs from base 1 to 1809 and encodes 602 amino acids. Lineage: Eukaryota; Fungi; Ascomycota; Sordariomycetes; Glomerellales; Glomerellaceae.
AUGACACGCCAACUCAUCCCCCAACUCUCACGGCAUGUUGACGGCCAUGGCAGCGGCUCCGGCCAGUCGGUCCGCAGCAACACCGCCUACUCGGUGCGCGAAGCGCCGUUCGGAACGCCGCGCCCAAUCCGCAUCAUCGGCAUCGGUGCCGGAGCCAGCGGAAUCAACAUGAUCCGCACUCUCAGAAACACACUCGACCCCUCGACAUACGAACUUGUGAUUUACGAGAAGAAUGCGGACGUCGGAGGUACGUGGUUCGAGAACCGCUACCCGGGUUGCAAGUGCGAUGUGCCCAGCCACAACUACCAGUUUUCCUGGAGGCCUAACCCUGCGUGGUCGAGUUUCUUCGCACCCGCAGCUGAGAUUGAGGAAUACUUGUGCCGGAUAUGUGACGAUGAGAACAUGAGCCCAUACAUCAAGACGUCGCACCAGAUCGUUGCCGCAUCGUGGUCGGAGUCGAAGGCCGUUUGGGAAGUGCAGAUCAAGGACCUGGAAACAGGAGCUAUCAUCACCGACCAUGCCAACUUCAUCAUCGAUGCGACAGGGAUUCUCAACAAGUGGAAAUUCCCAGACGUGGAAGGCAUCUCAGACUACCAGGGCACCCUCAUCCACAGCGCAAACUGGCCGAAGAAGUUUGACUACGCAGGCAAGAAGGUCGCUGUGAUCGGUAACGGAGCGUCCGGUGUGCAGAUAGUGCCAGCCAUUCGCCCUCAUGUAAAGGAGCUCCAUCACAUCAUUCGGACGCCCACUUUGAUCAUCCCACCACGGGUGGCAACCAUGAAGAUGGGCCCUUCUGCCCCUUUGAUGCAGCAGAUUGAGAUGGACGAAGAAGAACGCUUCUCGCCAGCGCAGAUUGAGCGGUUCAAGAACGACCCGGAAUUCUACCAGAAGUUUGCAAAGACUCUGGAAACCGACUCCAACAUCAAGUUCGCGGUAGCACUCGUGGCAGGCAGUCCCCAGCAGAAGUGGGCUUUGGGCAAGACGAAAGAGUUCAUGAUGGCGAUGCUCAAGGGUGACGAGAAGCUCUGCAAACAGCUCAUCCCCGACUUCGCGCUGGGUUGUAAGAGGCUUACUCCUGCACCCGGGUAUCUCGAAUCUUUCCACGACCCUAAGGUUUCUCUUCACACGGAUGCUAUCAAGAGGUUUGUAGCCAACGGAAUCGAGCUGAAUAACGGACAAGUCCUCGAAGUUGAUGCCAUCAUCUGUGCCACUGGCUUCGACUCUUCGUUCCGCCCCUCGUUUCCUCUCACCGGCCGGAACGGAAACUUGCAGGACAUCUGGGCCGAGCAGACACCCAAGGCGUACAUGUCCCUCGCCGUUGCCGGCCUGCCCAAUUACUUCAGUGAGCUGAACUCCACUCCGCAUAUAUGGAGCCCUUUUCUAACAGCAGCCUCAGAGUUCCUUGGUCCCAACGCACCCAUCGCCCAUGGUGAUGUUUUUACACUUAGCGAGCACUUCGCCACCUACAUCGCCAACACGAUACGCAAGUGCCAGACGGAAAGCAUCCGGUCCAUCACCCCAUCGGAGGCGGCCGUCGAGGACUAUUUCGAGCACACCGCCGCAUUCAUGCCUCGCACGGCAUUCACGGGCGGGUGCAGAUCCUGGUACAAACAGGGCGAGGUGAACGCCCCCGUGACGGGCCUGCACCCGGGGAGCAGGAUGCACUUCAUCCGCAUGCUGGAACACUUCAGGGGCGAGGACUGGGUUUACACAUACGAGAACGCCAGGCAGAACCGUUUUGCGUACCUCGGCAACGGCUUCACGCUGCCUGAGAUGGAGAUGCUCAAGGCUGGGGCGCCGGCUUCCUGA